ACCGCCCAUGUAGUAAGAUCGCUGUCUUCCCGGCCAAAUUCUGACAACAAUUCUGAUGUCAUGACAUGUAUUUGACUCCCUUUAUCCCCCACAAAUUAUGAUGGAUAAGAACGUCGGAUAAGGACUGCUACUCUCUCUUGAACCUCGUAGUUAAGCAGCUGCCUCUGGACCUCUGGAAGGAUGGAGACUCUGAUUCCCACCAUCAACCGGCUGCAGGAGGUCUUCCUCACCGUGGGUGCAGAAGUCGUACAGCUGCCGCAAAUAGUCGUGGUCGGAUCGCAGAGCAGUGGAAAGAGCUCUGUGCUGGAGAGCCUGGUCGGACGGGAUUUCUUGCCCCGAGGAUCAGGAAUAGUCACAAGACGACCCCUCGUGUUGCAACUUGUUAAUGUCGCUCCUCUGCAGGAGAGACUCAAAAACGAAAACGGAAAUGGGCUAAAACAAAAUGCCCAAAUCAGCUACCCAGGUGUCAAAGCUGAGGAAUGGGGAACGUUUCUGCACUGCAAGAACCAGAUCUUUACAGAUUUUCAGGAAAUCCGUCACGAAAUAGAAGCAGAGACCGAACGCAAUUCAGGGGACAACAAGGGUAUCAGUCCUGAGCCAAUAUACUUGAAGAUUUUCUCUCCCAAAGUCCUUAAUCUCACCCUGGUUGAUUUACCUGGAAUCACUAAGGUUCCGGUUGGGGACCAGCCAGAGGACAUUGAGGCACAGGUACAAGAGAUGAUCUUGUCUUUCAUCUCCAAUCCAAACUGCCUCAUCCUCGCAGUGUCCCCUGCCAACUCUGACUUGGCCACCUCAGAUGCUCUCAAAUUGGCUCGUGAGGUCGAUACAGAUGGUCGGCGAACACUGCUGGUGAUCAGUAAGCUGGACCUGAUGGAUGCAGGCACUGAUGCUCUGGAGGUCCUUUUGGGUCGUGUCAUUCCAGUCAGACUGGGCAUUAUCGGGGUGGUUAACAGGAGCCAGCAUGACAUCAAUACCCAGAAGAGCCUCGAGGACUCGAUGAGGGACGAGCAGGCGUACCUUCAGCGCCACUACCCCUCGCUCGCCUCGCGCUCCGGCUCGCGCUAUCUGGCUAAAACUCUCAGCAGGCUGCUCAUGCAUCACAUCCGGGAUUGCCUGCCGGAGCUCAAGACGCGUGUGACCAUGCUGAGUGCACAGUACCAGGCGCGACUCAAUGGCUACGGCCAGCCGGUAGAAGACCACAGCGCCACCCUGCUGCAGAUUGUCACCAAGUUCGCCAGCGAUUACUGCAACACCAUCGAGGGGACGGCCAGAUAUAUCCAGACCUCAGAGCUCUGCGGGGGUGCUCGGAUCUGUUACAUAUUCCAUGAGACCUUUGGGCGUACUUUGCAGUCCAUUGACCCCCUGGGAGGAUUGACUGAGCUUGAUAUCCUCACCGCCAUCCGCAAUGCUACUGGUCCGCGUCCCGCACUCUUUGUGCCCGAGGUGUCCUUCGAGUUGUUGGUGAAGCGGCAAAUUAAGCGACUGGAGGAGCCCAGCAUGCGUUGUGUAGAGCUGGUUCACGAAGAGCUGCAGAGGAUCAUCCAGCAUUGCUCCUCCUACAGCACGCAGGAGCUCCUGCGAUUCCCCAAACUGCACGAUUCCAUUGUGGAAGUUGUGACUGGAUUACUGCGAAAGCGCUUGCCAAUAACCAAUGAAAUGGUGCACCAUUUAGUCUCGAUAGAGCUUGCUUACAUCAACACCAAACACCCAGACUUCACAGAUGCGGCGCAGGUCUCUGCAUCUGUCAACAGUCAGCAGGCGGAGGCCCUCGAUGGAGGAAAGCGCUGGAAGAACGAGAAGGUUGUGGAAGAGAGAGUCCCGGCUGCAGCCUUUGGCAGUCCCAGCAAAGGCCAGUCCGUCAACCUGCUCGACACGGCGGUGCCUGCAUCACGCAAGCUUAGUGCGAAGGAGCAGAGGGACUGCGAGAUCAUCCAGCGCCUCAUCAAGUGCUACUUCCUCAUUGUCCGCAAAAGCAUCCAAGACAGUGUGCCAAAGACGGUGAUGCACUUCCUGGUCAACUUUGUGAAGGAGCAUCUGCAGAGUGAGCUGGUGGGUCAGCUCUACAAACAGACCCUGCUGCAGGAGCUGCUCGUUGAGUCCGAGGACACGGCACAGCAGCGCACCGAGGUGGCUCAAAUGCUUGAGGCACUCCAAAAGGCCAAUAACAUCAUCUGUGAGAUCCGGGAGACACAUCUGUGGUAGCCAGAAGAAAAGAGUAAUUCGCUUGUCAUAGGACAGGUUUCUAGAGUAUGAGUUUACACAGAGUGUGUGUGUGUGUGUAUGUGUGAGUGUGUGUGUGUGUGUGUGUGUGUGUGUGUGUGUGUGUGUGUGUGUGUGUGUGAGUGUGAGUGUGUGUGUGUGUGUCAGCACAUUUUGUCAUGGACCAAUGAGCACAGCACAUCCACACCUUUUUCCCUCAGCGGUCCUGACCAGUACACUCGAGCUGUUGCUCUCACGAUGAACGUUGUGUAGUCAAGCAAAGUGAUUAAAUACUCAGGCCGAAAGUGUUACUUUACAGUUGAAAUGUCAAACGCAAAGCUACAAUCUUUUUGUAUAAUUUGUGACAGUAGGUUUUGUUGGAUCGUAAGACUUUUGCUGUAAAUUUAGGAUUGUCAAUGGAUUCCGUUGUACCCGAUGGUGUUUUCUUUCGAUCAAAAUGUGUUUUCACUGUACAAUUCCACCAAAAAAAGAGUUGCAGAUGCUGCAACUGUGCUAGAUUACAUGUUUUCUAACUUUAAUCCCCUUUAUUCAUCUCACCAGAGAAAUUAAAUCCACUUAAUUAAUGUUGACCCCAAUACAACACUGAAGAUAGACUGUGGUUAUUUACAGAAAUUACUGGAUAAAUACAGAUUUUUUUACAGCUCUUUUCUGCAUAUCGAUAUCAGGUUUAAAUUCCAGAGACUAGAUUUUCAUAUCGACUCAUUUAUUCUGUUGUAAUGGCUUUUGUGUGUAGUCAAUAGAGAAAAACAUUUCAACGUUUGCAGGUUUGAAGGAGAUGAGUUGGGAAGCUAUAGUAUCUAGAGUGUAUAUAUUCUGUAGUAUCUAGAAAAAACAAAUGAAUUGAAUAUUUAAUAAUAGUCAGAAGAUGAUGUAAUACCUCAUCAGUUGAUUCAAGAGCCAGAUGUUCUCUAGCUCCUCUUUAUUUCCUCUAGCCAUUUGUUCACUGGGUUCUCUUCUUAAGAUGGAUCCCUGUUAUUGUCCCUGUCCAGUAGGAAGGACAGUAUCCAAGUAAAAGAUUAUUGAGAUUAUGCAGAUUCCUCCUGCAUGCAGAGCAUUUUGCUUCUGUGCCGAUCAUGAAUUAAUCGUGUAGUAUUGAUUGAUGUUCAUACAUUUCUGUUUCUCCCAGUUUAGGUUUUUGUUAAUUUUUGUAUCCGUUCAUGUAAAUCUCCUUUCAGAGCAAAAACAAAUACUUAACCUAAAGAUAAGCUUUUUAACAAUCCCGUAACAAGUCUUUCUUCUGUGUGAUCAGGGAGAGAACACAACGUCCGUCUGUCUUUCUGAAAGCCUCGUUCGAUUGCAUGUGUGUGUUCCGUGUGCAUGCGUGGACUUAUGAAUGGCGGCUGUAUGUAUAUUUUGUGUUAUUUAAAUGCAUUUUAUUAUCAUGUGUCAACUGCCUAGGAGUUCUUGUCUGCCAAUAUUUGUGAUACAUGUCUGCUGAAAGAAGUCUGUGGAAAUUGGUGGGACUCAUUAAACCCUAAAAAAAGGACA
Messenger RNA from Gasterosteus aculeatus aculeatus (three-spined stickleback), 3708 nucleotides. Its product is annotated as dynamin-1-like protein. Gene Ontology annotation, molecular function: GTPase activity; GTP binding; microtubule binding. The record is from RefSeq and is a predicted model, not a curated record. Gene Ontology annotation, cellular component: membrane; microtubule; mitochondrion. Gene Ontology annotation, biological process: mitochondrial fission; intracellular distribution of mitochondria; endocytosis. Lineage: Eukaryota; Metazoa; Chordata; Actinopteri; Perciformes; Gasterosteidae.